UCUCUGCAGCCGGGGGUGGGCGGAUCGGGGGAGCACGGCGGCCGCCGCUCCCCGCCGCACGUUGGGAGCCCGAUGUCAGCGCCGGUACUGUGGUUCUCUCUGUCUCUUCAGGAGAAUGCGUUGGUGCCCGCCACGCUGCUGGAGGGGAUGCUAAGGGGAGCGGAGGCCUGGAACCCUGCGCGCACCGCCCGCCCCAUCCCGCUCUGCCUCUGAGUUGCACGGAGGCGUCGGCGACCACUCACCUCCUGUCGAGAAACGCCGCAGCCGCCGUCAGCCCCUCGAGGAGAAGGCGAGCGUCUCCCCGUCCGUCCGCAGGAGGGGACCGUCUGCACCCGGAGUCGCCGCUGCCGCCCGCCCGAGGACCGCAGCCGCUACUUGCGGACGCUCGGCGAGGCCGACAGCCAUGGGAGCCCGACCCGUGGGGAGUGCUCCCUAGCGCGCAGGCGGCUCCGCUCCGCCGGGCAGCUAAGAGCCUGCGGCGCGGCGACCAGAGGACUGCAGCCGCCACGGGGAGACGGAGCUGCCGUUGCGACGAGGAGCGCCCCAAGGACGUGACACCGCCAGUGUCCGGCGCUGCAGGCCGCCAUGGGGGAACAACCCAUCUUCAGCACCCGAGCUCAUGUCUUCCAGAUUGACCCAAACACUAAGAAGAACUGGGUUCCCACCAGCAAGCAUGCUGUUACUGUGUCCUACUUCUAUGACAGCACAAGAAAUGUCUACAGGAUAAUAAGUUUGUAUGGCUCAAAGGCAAUAAUUAAUAGCACUAUCACCCCCAACAUGACAUUUACAAAAACAUCCCAGAAGUUUGGCCAAUGGGCAGACAGUAGGGCAAAUACAGUCUAUGGCUUGGGAUUUUCAUCUGAACAUCACCUUUCAAAAUUUGCAGAAAAAUUUCAGGAAUUCAAAGAAGCUGCACGACUAGCAAAGGAAAAAUCCCAAGAAAAGAUGGAGCUAACAAGUACACCCUCUCAAGAAUCAGCUGGAGGGGACAUUCAGUCUCCUUUAACGCCACAAAGUAUUAAUGGGACAGAUGACGAGAGAGUGAUGCCGGAAGUGACACAGAACUCAGAACCAAGGGCUGAACCAACCCAGAACGCAUUGCCAUUGACCCAUAGUUCGACAAUCAGCAAACAUUGGGAGGCAGAACUGGCCACGCUCAAGGGUAAUAAUGCUAAGCUCACUGCAGCCCUGCUGGAGUCCACUGCCAAUGUGAAACAAUGGAAGCAACAGCUUGCUGCAUAUCAGGAGGAAGCAGAACGUCUUCACAAGCGAGUGACUGAGCUAGAGUGUGUGAGCAGUCAACCCAAUGAAGUCCACAUACAGAAAACAGAAUUAAACCAGACAAUACAGGAGUUAGAGUCUACACUGAAGAAAAAAGAAGAGGAAAUAGAAAGAUUGAAACAAGAAAUCGACAGUGCCAGAGAGCUCCAGGCACAGAGGAAUUCUCUGACCCAGAAGUUACAGGAAGUAGAAAUUCGAAACAAAGACCUGGAAGGCCAGCUGUCUGAUCUAGAGCAACGUCUGGAGAAAAGUCAGAAUGAGCAAGAAGCUUUUCGCAAUAACUUGAAGACACUUUUAGAAAUUCUUGAUGGAAAAAUAUUUGAACUAUCAGAGUUACGAGAUAACUUGGCCAAGAUAAUAGAAUGCAGCUAAAGAAAAUGGGAUUUU
Pseudopipra pipra is the source of this 1668-nucleotide messenger RNA. RefSeq names its product homer protein homolog 1-like. Gene Ontology annotation, molecular function: G protein-coupled glutamate receptor binding. The transcript has 9 exons. Gene Ontology annotation, biological process: regulation of store-operated calcium entry; G protein-coupled glutamate receptor signaling pathway. The coding region runs from base 586 to 1653 and encodes 355 amino acids. Gene Ontology annotation, cellular component: postsynaptic density; plasma membrane; cytoplasm. NCBI's taxonomy places the organism in Eukaryota, Metazoa, Chordata, Aves, Passeriformes, Pipridae. The record is from RefSeq and is a predicted model, not a curated record.